AUGACUUCAAUCAGAGACAUGGCUAAAACUGCAAUCAUUUUAUGUGCCGUCUGUUUCUUCGCAAAUUCUGAUGGAAAAGCUGUGAAGAAGCGGUCUGUAAGUGAAAUGCAGAUUAUGCACAAUUUAGGAGAACACCUGCAUUCUGCAAACCGGCAAACUUGGCUCCUUGAGAAACUGCAAACUGUGCACCAUGAUCCCCAGGCUGCUGAAGAGACAGCCAUGGAUGCGAAGCCCCGCGAGGUCAGAAGUUGGAGGCUGCUCCCGGAUCAUCUGCAGGCAAAGCUGCAGAAGAAACAAAAGGAUUGGAACAAAGGUUAUAAAGAUAUCACCUUCAAAACAAAACCCCAGUGA
Molecule: messenger RNA, 351 nt
Organism: Elgaria multicarinata webbii
Lineage: Eukaryota; Metazoa; Chordata; Lepidosauria; Squamata; Anguidae
Gene: PTH
Product: parathyroid hormone
Exons: 2
Coding region: 1-351 (116 amino acids)
Biological process (GO): cell-cell signaling; intracellular calcium ion homeostasis
Cellular component (GO): extracellular region
Molecular function (GO): hormone activity; parathyroid hormone receptor binding
Source: RefSeq, a predicted model, not a curated record